Rattus rattus (black rat) is the source of this 1994-nucleotide messenger RNA. RefSeq names its product liver carboxylesterase B-1. NCBI's taxonomy places the organism in Eukaryota, Metazoa, Chordata, Mammalia, Rodentia, Muridae. The record is from RefSeq and is a predicted model, not a curated record. Bases 128 to 1813 code for a protein of 561 amino acids. Gene Ontology annotation, biological process: lipid catabolic process. The transcript has 15 exons. Gene Ontology annotation, molecular function: carboxylic ester hydrolase activity. Gene Ontology annotation, cellular component: endoplasmic reticulum; lipid droplet.
CAACUGUGCAGCCCGGAGAGUCUCCAAAACUUUUCAGUCUGUAAUAAGAAGCCCCCCACCUCACUAAAGCUUUGCACUGCCUACCAGAGUCAGAAACUCUAUUGACUGGAGUGUCUGCCCACGCAAGAUGUGCCUCAGGUCCCUGUUCCUGGUGUCCCUAGCAACCUGUGUGGUUUGUGGAAACCCCUCUUCACCACCUGUGGUGGACACCAUGAAAGGCAAGGUCCUGGGGAAGUAUGUCAGUUUAGAAGGAGUCACACAGUCUGUAGCCGUCUUCCUGGGAGUCCCUUUUGCCAAGCCUCCUCUUGGAUCUCUGAGGUUUGCUCCACCAGAGCCUGCAGAGCCCUGGAGCUUCGUGAAGAACACCACCACCUAUCCACCUAUGUGCUCCCAAGAUGCAACAAAAGGGCAGAGGAUGAAUGAUCUCCUAACCAACAGAAAGGAGAAAGUCCAUCUCAAGUUUUCUGAAGAUUGUCUCUACCUGAAUAUUUACACUCCUGCAGACUUUACAAAGAAUAGCAGGCUGCCAGUGAUGGUGUGGAUCCAUGGAGGUGGACUAACACAGGGCGGGGCAUCAACCUAUGAUGGCCGGAUCCUCUCUGCCUAUGAAAACAUGGUGGUAGUGGCCAUUCAAUAUCGCCUGGGCAUCUGGGGAUUCUUCAGCACAGGGGAUGAACACAGCAGGGGAAACUGGGGUCAUUUGGACCAAGUAGCUGCGCUGCACUGGGUCCAGGACAACAUUGCCAACUUUGGGGGUGACCCAGGCUCUGUGACCAUCUUUGGAGAGUCAGCAGGAGGUUUCAGUGUCUCUGUUCUUGUGUUGUCCCCACUGUCCAAGAACCUCUACCACAGGGCCAUUUCUGAGAGUGGGGUGGUCCUCAUUACUGAAUUGUUUACCAAGGAUGUUAGGCCAGCCGCUAAGCAAAUUGCUGAUAUGGCUGGAUGUGAAACCACCACAUCUGCCAUCAUUGUUCACUGCCUGCGCCAAAAGACAGAAGAGGAGCUCUUAGAGAUCAUGAAGAAACUGAAUCUGAUUAAACUCAGUUCACAAAGGGAUACCAAAGAGAGCUACCACUUUUUGUCAACUGUAAUUGAUGAUGUGGUGCUGCCAAAGGACCCAAAAGAGAUCCUGGCUGAGAAGAACUUCAACACCGUGCCCUACAUUGUGGGAAUCAACAAGCAAGAAUGUGGCUGGCUUCUGCCAACAAUGAUGAGAUUUGUACCACCUGAUGUAAAAUUGGACAAGAAGAUGGCCAUUAUGCUCCUGGAGAAAUUUGCUUCCAUAUAUGGCAUACCAGAGGAUAUUAUUCCAGUUGCCAUUGAGAAGUACAGAAAAGGUAGUGAUGACCCCAUCAAAAUCAGAGAUGGAAUCCUUGCCUUUAUUGGGGAUGUGUUAUUUUGUAUCCCAUCAGUGAUGGUGUCCCGUGACCACAGAGAUGCUGGAGCUCCCACCUACAUGUAUGAGUAUCAAUACUACCCGAGCUUCUCAUCACCCCAAAGACCCAAGGAUGUAUUAGGAGACCAUGCAGAUGAUCUCUACUCUGUCUUUGGUGCCCCAAUGUUAAGAGAUGGUGCCUCUGAAGAGGAGAUCAAGCUCAGCAAGAUGGUGAUGAAAUUUUGGGCCAACUUUGCUCGGAAUGGGAACCCUAAUGGCAGAGGGCUACCUCAUUGGCCACAGUAUGACCAGAAAGAAGAAUAUCUGCAGAUUGGUGCCACCAUCCAGCAAUCACAGGGACUGAAAGCAGAGGAAGUGGCUUUUUGGACACAGUUACUGGCUAAGAGACAACCUCAGCCACACCACAACGAACUGUGAAUGCAGGUCUCUGUCAGCUUCAGAACAAGCAAGCCAAGAUAUAGUUCUUCCACUAAAGAUGUAUGUAAAUGGAAGAUGGAUCUGGAGGAUCCUGAAGAAUUUUGUCAUAGAGACAGGGAGAACCCAGGAAAGAGAAAUAUUUGUACUUAUGGCAUCAAUUUAGAGAAUAAAUGACAUUGUU